ACAGCAGCGACCACCAUUUCUCCCUCAGAGAGCACAGAGCCCUCCUCCUCUUUCCCAACGAGCUCCAUAAUUACUACUAGUACUUCAGAAACAACUACUCAAUUUCCAAUUACAAUAGAAUACUCAACUACUUCUUCAGAGUCUACCACGUUUGAAUCUGCCACAUCUGAAAUAGCCACUUCUCCCCCAGAGAGCACAGAGCCUUCCACGGCGUCAGCAGGGAGCAGCAUAAGUUCUACUAUUUCGGAAACCAUCACACCAACUCCUGAGAGUACAGUGUCCGCCACCUCUUUGCCAGCAAGCUCCAUAAUUACUACUACUACUUCAGAAACCACUACUCAACUUCCAAUGACUACUGAACAAUUAACUACUUCUCCAGGAACCACCAUGUUUGAAUCUACAACAGCGGGGACAGCCACUUCAGAAACCAUUACUCAACCUCCCAUUAUAACAGAAUACUUAAGUACUUCUCCAGAGACCACCACGUUUGAAUCUUCCACAUCUGAAAAAGCGACUUCUCCCCCAGAAACAGUGUCUUCCACGGCGUCAGAAGGGAGCAGCGUAACUUCUACUCUUUCAGAAAACACAACACGAACAACAGAGAGUAUGUUCUCUUCCACAUCUUUCUCAGAGAGCACAAUCAUGGCAUCAAGCUCCCCACAUGCCACCCCUCCUGCUUCCGAAAGCACAGGGCCUCUUACACUUCCAACAGAGAGUUCAAGAGUUUCUUCUACCCCUGAGCAAACCUCGUCUCCUCCAGAGAGCAUGGUACAUACUACAGCUUCAGAAAAGAGCAGCAUGAUGACUUCUAGUAGUAUUGAAACCGUGAAUUCUAUUCCAAACAGCACGGCGUACUCCACAGCUUUACCAGAGACCGCCACGUUUGAAUCUGCAUCUGAAACAGCCACUUCUCCCCCAGAGAGUACAGAGCCCUCCACCUCUUUCCCUGCAAGCCCCAUAAUUCCUACUAGUACUUCAGAAACCACUACUCAAAUUCCAAUUACAACAGAAUACUUAACUACUUCUCAAGAGACCACCACCUUUCAAUCUGCCACAUCUGAAACAGCCACUUAUCCCCCAGAAAGCACAGUGCCUUCCACGGUGUCAGCAGGGAGCAGCAUAAGUUCUAUUCUUUCAGAAAGCAUCACACCAACUUCCGAGAAUACAAUGUCCUCCACAUCUUUGCUAGCGAGCUCCAUAAUUACUAUGAGUACUUCACAAACCACUACUCAACUUCCAAUUACAACAGAAUACUCAAUUACUUCUCCAGAAACCACCACGUUUCUAUCCACAACGGCAACGACAGCCACUUCUCCCACAGAGAGCACAGAGCCUUCCACGGUGUCAGCAGGGAGCAGCAUAAGUUCUCCUCUUUCGGAAACCAUCACACCAACUCCUGAGAGUACAGUGUCCUCCACAUCUUUCUCAGAGAGCAUCAUCAUGGCAUCAAGCCCCCCCCACACUACCCCUCCUGCUUCCGAAAGCACAGGGCCUUCAAAGUUUCCAACAGAGAGUUCAAAAGUUCCUUCUACCUCCCAGGAAACCACCUCGUCUCCUCCAGAGAGCAUAGUACCUACUAUAGCUUCAGAAAAGAGCAGCAUAACGACUGCUACUAGUACUGAAACCAUGAGUUCUGUUCCAAACAGCACGGCUUACUCCACAGCUCUACCAGAGACCACCACGUUUGAAUCUGCCACAUCUGAAAGAGCGACUUCUUCCCCAGAGAGCACAGAACCCUCCACCUCUUUGCCAAUGACCUCCAUAAUUACUGCUAGGAUUUCAGAAACCACUACUGAACUUCCAAUGACUGCAGAACACUUAACUAGUUCUCAAGAAAACACGUUUGAAUCCACAGCAGCAGCGAGAGCCGCUUCUCCCCCAGAUACAACAGAGCCCUCCACCUCCUUUCCUAUGACCUCCAUAAUUACUAUGAGUACUUCACAAACCACUACUCAACUUCCAAUUACAACAGAAUACUUAACACCUUCUCCACAGACCACCACUUUUGAUUCUGCUACAUCUGAAACAGCCACUUCUCCCCCAGAAACAGUGCCUUCCACGGCAUCAGAAGGGAGCAGCAUAACCUCUACUCCUUCAGAAAACACAACACCAACAACAGAGAGUACGUUCUCUUCCACAUCUUUCUCAGAGAGCACCAUCAUGGCAUCAAGCUCCCCAUACACCACCUCUCCUGCGUCCGAAAGCAUAGGGCCUCCUACAUUUCCAACAGAGAGUUCAAGAUUUCCUUCUACCCCUGAGCAAACCUCCUCGUCUCUUCCAGAGAGCAUGGUACAUACUACAGCUUCAGAAAACAGCAGCACGAUGACUUCUAGUAGUAUUGAAACAAUGAGUUCUAUUCCAAAGAGCAUGGAAUACUCCACAGCUUUACCAGAGACCACCACGUUUGAAACUGCCACAUCUGAAAGAGCCACUUCUCCCCCAGAGA
This is a messenger RNA of Python bivittatus (Burmese python), 2446 nucleotides long. RefSeq lists its product as uncharacterized. The record is from RefSeq and is a predicted model, not a curated record. NCBI's taxonomy places the organism in Eukaryota, Metazoa, Chordata, Lepidosauria, Squamata, Pythonidae.